ACGACACCGACUUCAUGCACAGGCUUUCACUCAAGCUACUAUAUCAGUCAGCAAGCUCAAAGGCUCUGCACUUUCCAAGGACGUUAUCUUUUACAAGCAAACGUAUAAGCCAGCCCUGUCUUGGGCGUAAUCAUCCAUACUUCAAAGUUUACCCUUUCGGCACUCAUCAAGUCACUGCGUUUUCGAGCUGUGCGCCUGUUAGAAUGAUAUCAACACCAUUGACGGAGAUAUGUGGGGUUCGAGUGCCGGUCGUGCAAGGUGGAAUGCAGUGGGUUGGCAAGCCUGAGCUAGUAGCAGCUGUAUCAAAUGCUGGUGGACUAGGCAUUAUUACUGCUCUCACCCAACCAAAUCCCGAUGCACUCCGUGUUGCUAUUCGCGAAACGCGCAAGUCAACGGAUAAGCCGUUUGGCGUUAACAUCACCCUGUUACCGAGCAUCAAUCCCCCGGAUUACGAAGGAUAUGCUCGGGCUGCUGUGGAAGAGGGUGUUAAGAUUUUCGAGACGGCUGGCAACAGUCCUGGAAAGCUAAUCAAAUAUUUCAAGUCAGAAGGAUGUAUUGUUAUACAUAAGUGUACCACUAUUCGGCACGCAAAGUCUGCAGAGCGACUAGGCGUGGAUAUACUUAGCAUCGACGGAUUUGAAUGUGCUGGACAUCCAGGUGAAGAUGAUAUAGGCGGUGUUGUUCUGCUGGCAAGAGCAGCACAAGAACUCAAAAUACCAUAUAUCGCUUCUGGAGGUUUUGCAGAUGGCCGAGGAUUGGUUUCUGCACUCGCGUUAGGGGCUGCUGGUGUGAAUAUGGGAACGCGCUUCAUGUGCACAGUUGAGAGCCCAAUACACCAGAACAUCAAAGAGAAGAUAGUGGCGUCGACUGAACAAGACACCGUACAUAUAUUCCGUACGCUUCGAAACACGGCUCGUGUAUUCAAGAAUAGCGUCUCUGAGCAAGUAGUUGCACUCGAACGCAGGCCUGGUGGUGCAAAGUUCGAGGAUCUGCGUGAGCUUGUGUCAGGCGCGCGUGGAAGGGUGGUGUACGAGAACGGUGACCCUGAGUAUGGGAUCUGGAGUGCGGGUAUUUCUGUCGGUUUGAUCAGGGAUAUACCUUCGUGUCAAGAGCUCGUGGCGAGGAUUGAAAAAGAGGCGGAGGAGGUGAUUGCUGGGAUGAGCCGGUCUGUGAAGGUGUCCUCGAAACUCUAAUUAGGCUGGGUGUGGGCAAGGAUAAAUGUCUGAAAGAACAGUAGUCUGGAUACUCUAUUGUACUAUGUACUUGAAUGUUAUUUUACUGGAUCUAA
Molecule: messenger RNA, 1288 nt
Organism: Serpula lacrymans var. lacrymans S7.9
Lineage: Eukaryota; Fungi; Basidiomycota; Agaricomycetes; Boletales; Serpulaceae
Exons: 11
Coding region: 15-1193 (392 amino acids)
Molecular function (GO): nitronate monooxygenase activity
Source: RefSeq, a predicted model, not a curated record